Messenger RNA from Entrophospora candida, 176 nucleotides. The record is from the annotation of a GenBank genome assembly. NCBI's taxonomy places the organism in Eukaryota, Fungi, Glomeromycota, Glomeromycetes, Entrophosporales, Entrophosporaceae.
AGUAUGAUGAUGAUGGUUGUGAAGUAAAACAUAAUAAUGAUAAAGAUAAAGGUUGUAAAGAUGAAUAUAAUAAUUAUAUGAAAGAUAUUUACAAUGAUUAUUAUAAUUAUUUGGAUGAUAACUAUAAUGAUGAAUCACGCUGUGAUAAAAAUUUUACAUCAAGAGAAUUUAAGUGA